UACUAUUACUGCAUAGUUCAUUGAUUUUGCGAUCCAGGCAGAGGAUAGGAACAUCACAUGACAACAAUCACUAGACAACCACUCAAUUUCAACUUGAUAUAUUCCGCUGAGACGAUUAUCUAAUACGCCACUUGUGUCAUUUAUUAGAUUAAGCAAUGGCAUCCUCCAGCGAAGAAGCAAGCACGCAGGCACACGAGGCACAUGAGGCUUCCGAUACUGCAAGGGCGCCUUCGUUUCCGCCACAUCAAUCUCGCCGAGUAUGGUUUCUCUCUUCAGGAAACUCGCCCAUCGGCAUCACUCUCACAAGAUGGUUACUUGAUCAUGGAGAUGCGGUUGUAUGUGGAAUGGCACCUAGCGAACUGCCUGAUAAAGACGAAUGGCAAAGGCAUAGUGGGACGCAAGACGACAGUAGAGACACUACCAAUGGACAUGCGGCUCCAGGAAAUGACAAACCAGAUCCAAGGAGUGCACGAAGCGACGAGUUCCGUAAUUUUUUAUAUGAUGAGCUAGCGCAAAGAGAAGACUGGAAGGGGAGGUAUCGGUUCGUGUUGCUAGAUAUGAGAACCAUGGGCCAAUGCCAGGCUGCCGUCGCGGAGGCUGUUCAGGCUUUCGGAAGAAUUGAUGUACUGCUAUGCUGUACCAGCGAAUCUUUGGUCGGGACUGUCGAAGAAUUGGGAGCGUCAUCAAGAGCGACAACGCUCGUACGCGAUCAAUUCGAGACCAAUUUUUUCGGGCCAGUUAAUAUCAUCAAGGCCUUGUUACCUUCUUUCCGUGCUCAACUAUCAGGGCACGUCAUCAUACUCGGCGGUAUCACCGGCCAAUUAGGCGCACCUGGAUUGAGCAUGUACUGCGCAUCUGGAUGGGCACUUGAAGGAUUCUGUGAUAGUCUGGCGUAUGAAGUUGCGCCGUUCAACAUCAAAGUGACCAUUGUUCAGACGAAUCUAGAAAUCAAUGUGCUCACGAAUCGUAUAAGGGCAGUUCCUCCGCUGCCCCCAUACGAUCCUGAGUUCAACCCAGUUCCCAUGUCGCGAGAAUUUCUCGGGGGUAUGAUUGAACGCGUCGAGGCAAUGCUCGGUCAGGAGAACGUAGGGCCUGCUCAGUUGGCAUCCAGUCAAGGGAUUUCGAGUUUUUAUCCUCGUCUACCUCCCGCAUUUCAAGAUGCCUUGAUUGCAGAGACUGUGUACGCUCUUCUUGCAAUCGGCGGACACGAAAACCCUCCAGCGCGCCACAUUGUCGGCCAUGAUGGUGUUGCUUCUAUAAAAGAAAGACUAAAGACUGUGAGUGAGGAGCUCGAGGACUUUGUAGAGGUCAGUAGCGCAGCGGAUAUCGUUGAAAACCCUGAAACUGGGUCUAUUGCGCGACCCGAUCAUUGAGCUGCAAGGACAUGGAGCAACAUUAAGUUAUGUUUCGAUAUCUUUGUCGGCGGAUUGUUCUCCAGCCCGAAUUCAGGCGCCGUGCAAAUUUCCUGUCUCGAAUUUCUCUUUUUCUCUCCCUUUCUUCAUAUAUAUUUUUCAAGCGCCGAUUUCCCUUGCCUUUGUAAAUAUAACCCAAUUUGCUGGUUUACAUAUUCCCAACAGUCCAUAUGCAGUACAGCUUCAGGGUAUAUACUGCACUGUAUCUGAAGCAUCUCAGCUCUGCUGCCCACAUGGAUCUCGGCUUAAUCUAAAACCCUAAAUCCAGACCAAAAGGACCGAUGCAGCCAGUAAAAAUUCUUAAUCUAAAUCCUUGAGGC
Messenger RNA from Xylona heveae TC161, 1732 nucleotides. RefSeq names its product NAD(P)-binding protein. The coding region runs from base 156 to 1373 and encodes 405 amino acids. NCBI's taxonomy places the organism in Eukaryota, Fungi, Ascomycota, Xylonomycetes, Xylonales, Xylonaceae. The record is from RefSeq and is a predicted model, not a curated record. The transcript is spliced from 5 exons.